GCGUGCGCGCUGGCGGAGCCCACGGCCGAGAGCCAGCGGAUGCGGGUGAGGCAGAACUGGCAGCAGCGGUACUGCGAGUUGCCGGCGGACCAGCCCCGGCGCCGCGCGGGCAAUUGCUCCCCGCGGCCGACGAGCCCGAGCCCGGUCACUCACGCCGGCGUCGAGCCAGCCUACAAGGCCGCGAUCUCGCGCGUCCACACGAGGAGCCGCGUGCAGGAGGACCUGGACCACCAGGGCAACGAGCGGCGCUUCGCUGCCGAGCGCGCCAGGCGUCUCAGCAGCGAGGGCAGGUUUGCGGAGCUGUGCCGGCACACCAGCGAGACGCGGCUCGGGCAGUCCCAGGCGGCGCACGACAUCAAGAAGUGCAACCAGUGGUCGUCGUCGGGCAUGGCGGCCGUGCUGUCCCGGGAUUGA
Molecule: messenger RNA, 414 nt
Organism: Prorocentrum cordatum
Lineage: Eukaryota; Dinophyceae; Prorocentrales; Prorocentraceae
Source: the annotation of a GenBank genome assembly